Messenger RNA from Clarias gariepinus (North African catfish), 2624 nucleotides. It is a transcript of the gene fzd5, whose product is annotated as frizzled class receptor 5. Gene Ontology annotation, molecular function: Wnt-protein binding; Wnt receptor activity. Bases 36 to 1781 code for a protein of 581 amino acids. The transcript has a single exon. The record is from RefSeq and is a predicted model, not a curated record. Gene Ontology annotation, biological process: non-canonical Wnt signaling pathway; canonical Wnt signaling pathway. NCBI's taxonomy places the organism in Eukaryota, Metazoa, Chordata, Actinopteri, Siluriformes, Clariidae. Gene Ontology annotation, cellular component: plasma membrane.
UGAAACCAAACUCAGUGGUGCAGGGACGUUUGACGAUGGCGAAGACUCCUGCCUGUGCUGUGGUGUUUCAGCUACUCGUGUUCCUCGUCUCCCAGCUGCCACACCUGGCACUCGCCGCCUCCAAGGACAUCGUGUGUGAACCCAUCACGGUGCCCAUGUGCAAAGGCAUCGGCUACAACCUCACCUACAUGCCCAACCAGUUCAAUCACGACACCCAGGAGGAGGUGGGAUUAGAAGUGCAUCAGUUCUGGCCUCUGGUUCGGAUACGCUGCUCCCCGGAUUUGCUGUUUUUUCUCUGUAGCAUGUACACCCCGAUCUGUCUCCCAGACUACAAAAAGCCUUUGCCGCCAUGCCGCUCCGUCUGUGAGAGGGCCAAGAAGGGCUGCUCACCUCUCAUGAUCCAGUAUGGAUUCGAGUGGCCCGAGCGUAUGAGCUGCGAGCAACUUCCCGUGCUUGGUGAGCCGGACCGGCUGUGCAUGGACCACAACAACAGUGAGACCACCACUCUGUCUCCGUCGUUCCCCAAACCUACCCCCAAGGGCCCGAACAGGCACCGAUCCACAGCCAAAUCGGGUGCGCCUCAGAAGUGCGACCAGGAGUGCCGCUGUCGAGAGCCUUUGGUCCCUAUUAAAAAAGAGACUCACCUGUUGUACAACCACGUGCACACGGGCUCGCUGCCUAACUGCGCUCUUCCUUGCCACCAGCCCUAUUUUUCCCAGGAUGAGCGGGCUUUUACAACCUUCUGGAUCGGUUUGUGGUCCGUCCUGUGCUUUAUCUCCACCCUCACCACUGUGGCUACGUUCCUAAUCGAUAUGGAGCGCUUCAAGUACCCUGAACGGCCCAUAAUUUUCCUGGCUGCCUGCUACCUCUUUGUGUCACUGGGCUACCUCGUGCGUCUGCUAGCGGGUCACGAACGGGUGGCGUGCGGUGGCUCUGGCGACCAGCAGCACGUCCUAUACGACACCACCGGCCCGGCUUUGUGCACGCUGGUCUUCCUCCUCAUCUACUUCUUCGGCAUGGCUAGCUCCAUCUGGUGGGUGGUGCUGUCGUUCACCUGGUUCUUGGCUGCAGGGAUGAAGUGGGGAAACGAAGCCAUCGCGGGCUACUCGCAGUACUUUCACCUGGCGGCGUGGCUGGUGCCCAGCGUUAAGUCGAUCGCCGUUUUGGCCCUCAGCUCUGUAGACGGAGACCCUGUUGCUGGAAUCUGCUAUGUGGGCAACCAGAGUCUGGAGAGUUUGCGAGGCUUCGUGCUAGCACCUUUGGUGGUCUACCUCUUCUCUGGGUCACUUUUCCUGCUGGCCGGGUUCGUGUCGCUAUUCCGCAUCCGCAGCGUUAUCAAGCAGGGUGGCACCAAGACGGACAAACUGGAAAAGCUGAUGAUUCGCAUCGGGCUGUUCACCGUGCUCUACACCGUGCCAGCCACCAUCGUGGUGGCGUGUUUAGUCUACGAGCAGCACUACCGGCCUGGCUGGGAGCAGGCGCUGGCCUGUACGUGUCCCUCGGAGCGCCAGCAGCUCGGUCUGGGCCCCGAAUAUGCAGUCUUCAUGCUUAAGUACUUUAUGUGCUUGGUAGUGGGCAUCACCUCCGGCGUGUGGAUCUGGUCAGGAAAGACAGUGGAGUCUUGGAGACGGUUUGCAGCGCGCUGCUUUCCGUGCAGGGCCAGAAAGCCGCCUGCCUCAGCUUCCUCUAUGUACAGCGAAGCUAGCACGGCACUUACCGCACGAGCCGGGUCAGCACCACCCGGAUCCUACCACAAAUCAGCUCCACCGUCGCACGUCUAAGCAAAUGGGGUCCAUCUGGAUUUUAAAUGAAGGAUAUUAACGGACUGCUCUCUUGCCUCUUAAGUGCUUGGGUUCUUAAAUACGAUCAAAUGGAAUUUAGACUUCUGAAAUUUGAAAAAAAGGAAGAAAAACUAUUAUGGAGUUAACUGGAGAAUGAACUCCUCCUGGCUCAAGUAAUGCUGGGAAAAAAAAGAAGAAAAAAAUCACAAGCGCUACAAGACACUCUGUCCUACUUAACAAUUCUUGUGGGCAUGUUAUUUAUUUGUGUAUGUAAAUAUUUGUUCUUUUUCGCAUUGUGUUCUACAGGGAAUGAACUGAGUGUGUGUGUGUGUGUGUGUGCGUGCGUUUGUGCUUUUUUAAUGGAAACCAGAGGUUGAAUAUUUUCACUAUAUCAAGACCUUGCUUAAAUUUAAAUGCCACAUCCAGUCUUCAAAUGUGUUUUGCUGGUAAAUAAGUGAAAUUGUUAAAAGAAUUCUAAACCGAUGGUGGAUGAUGUUGGGUCCGUUGUUGCGUACAGCGUUAAACAAGGAUCCUGAGCACUUGCAUGUGGGUAACACAGGAAAAAUUAAGUUUUAUAUCAGGUGGCUUCAUGAAAUUUUGUUCCUUUAGACAAAAACAAUUAAAUCCUGAAAAAGAAGUGGAACAGUGAAAUUCAGGCUAGAAAUCAUGAUGGAUUUGGUAUCGCUACUCUUGACACCCACCUAGUGGUCACUUCUGAUCAGCAUCAUGUUCAAAUCUUUUCGUUUAAGCGGGACCCUUACACCUCAUCACGGUUGUAUUUACAACUUUAAACCAGACGCGCAUCAGAUUACAGUUUACGUACUUCCAGUUAUGUUAUGCAAA